UCCCGAUCCCUUUCCCGAUCCCGAUCCCGAUCCCGGCUCCCUGCCAGGCGGCGGCCGCGACGGUGGCGGCGGCCGCGGACGAGGGCGAGGGCGGGGAGCCGGGGGCCCGGGAGGAGCCCGCCGGGAUGCUGACCGACAGCCUGGUGGAGGAGUUCGAGUUGCGGGACGAGGAGCCGUGGUACGAUCAGCAGGACCUGCAGGAAGAUUUGCAGCUUGCUGCUGAGCUUGGAAAGACGUUGCUGGACCGUAACACAGAACUUGAGGAAUCUCUGCAGCAGAUGCACACGACCAAUCAGGAGCAGUUACAGGAAAUUGAGCACUUGACCAAGCAAGUGGAUCUCCUUCGGCACAUGAAUGAGCAGCAUGCCAAAGUGUAUGAACAACUGGAUAUCACAGCAAGGGAACUGGAAGAGACUAAUCUAAAGCUUGUUUCAGACAGUAAGGCCUCCCAGCAUAAGAUUCUGAGUCUGACGGAGACUAUCGAAUGCCUACAAACCCACGUUGAUGACCUCCAGAGGCAAGUAGAGGAGCUGAAGACGUCAAGUCGAGGCAAGGGAAGUCAGGAGAGAUGUGAGCAAGCUAAGUCGACGUGCAGCUUUUCGUGCCUGAAGGAAUUAUAUGACCUACGCAAGCACUUUGUCCAUGACCACGUGUUUGCAGAAAAAAUCACCUCCAUGCAAAACCACCCAAGCCCUGACGAGGAAGAAAAUGAGAACUUGAAAAAGACAGUGAUGGCACUGCAGGCCCAGUUGAGUACAGAGCGACAGAAGCGGGUGACCGUGGAAGAGGAAUACGGGCUAGUGCUGAAGGAGAACUGUGACUUAGAGCAGCAGCUGGGAGCUGCAGAAGCUUACCGGGCCCGGGCCCUAGAGCUGGAGGCCGAAGUGGCCGAAAUGCGGCAGCUGUUGCAGGCGGAAAAUCCAUAUGUGAAUGGUGUUGAGAAGCUGGUGCCCGAGUCGUUGUUCAUCUCCUUCAAAGAGCCUUUUGAGAGAGAGCCCGAUCAAAUUCUGCUCGAGGAGAUGGGCCCAGCAGGGCCAGACCUAGUAAAGAGGACCCUGAAGCGCAGCAGUAGUGAAACGAUUUUGAGCAGUGCAGCUGGAGGUGAUAUUGUCAAGGGCCACGAAGAGACUUGUAUCAGGAGGGCAGAGGCUGUGAAGCAGAGGGGAAUCUCUCUUCUGCAUGAAGUGGACGCCCAGUACAGUGCACUGAAAGUUAAGUAUGAAGAGCUGCUGAAGAAAUGCCAGCAGGAAGAGGAUACGAAACAUAAGGCAGUGCAGACCUCAAGGGGCCCCAGCAAGAACCUGAGCGGGGCGAGCUCACAGGCUGAACCGGCCUCCAGCAGCCCGGAGUCUGCUACUUCCACCAACCCCAUCACUUCCCCCACCACCUCGGCUCCUCCGGAAUACAAAGCUCUCUUUAAAGAGAUUUUUAGUUGCAUUAAAAAAACCAAGGAAGAAAUAGAUGAAAAGAGAUCAAGAUACCAGUCUCUUUCCUCUCCUUCCUAACAGAUUUGUCUGUCUUCUUAUACUAAAAAACAAAACAAAAAAAGCCAACCACUCUCCCCUGCCUCAUCCCUGGAAACAAGUAUUUGCAGAUAGGUUCCCCUGCUGGGCAGUGGCCCCUGUAAAACCCAAUAUUGCAUGUACAAUUUCUUUCCUGUUAAUUCUUCCAUCUUUGCGUAAAAAGAGCAAGGAGAGAUGGAUCAGAGCGCCUGAUGCGGAGUUAGAAAAAGUCAAUGACAUGCUGGCCUGCUUUGCUGACAAAGGCAGAGCUUAGAGGCUGGUGCACCAGUUUCUAGCUUCAAGGCAUAUGUACCUAUGGGGGAAGUUCUGAGGGUUAAACCUAGAAUAACUGGUACACGUUAACAGGCAGAGCUGGUGCAGUUAGAUCUACGUCAGGUUUCCCAAUUAUGGAUGAAGCAUAAACUACAAGAGGACUCCAGGGUGGAUUAUGUUAGUUUCUGUGAGUCAGUUUGGGAGUUUAUUCUGGAGUGCAAGGACCUGGGCAUUAUGAAUAUUACAAGUCCUCCGUUUAGCCUCUUGGUACCCAAAACUCUAAAAGGUAGAUGCAUUUGAUGUCUACCCCAACUUAAAUGUUCCAAAAUUUAGAGCACCUAGUUCCAGGUAAUAUAUUGGAAAGUUUUGUCCAACCUUUCAUGGGCUGUGAACGUAUAGAAGGGAGAAGUCUGUCAGCACAAAAUAGCUGGGGGUUGGAUGUCUGUAUUCCAGUGAUUUUCCUUAAGGUGGCCUAGGAAAGGAAAUAUCUAAUAUUAACCUUCUUUCCGUGUAAGAGGGGAAAGAACUGCAGUCACUGCAGGGGAAGGAAGAGUCAUCAAGGAUGAGAUCAUGAGCAAGUUUUCCUUUGGGGAAAUUAUUUGCUGUGGUACUGAGUCUAUCUUAAUCUGAAUUGGGGCUGGCUGGCUGAAACCAGCAGUUCUAGGUCAAUUCUUAUAAAAUUUUUGUAGAUGGUUUUUUUUUAACUCUUUACAGAAGUUGUAAAAACUCAAAUUUUGUGUCUGCUUCUCUAUUAAACAGUAUUGUUUUUCUGCUGGUGGGCAGAAUACUCACACAGCAAUUGCAUACUAGUAAUUUAAAGCUAUUUAAAAAGAACUGAAGUUCUGAACUAUUAUGAAUAUUUUUCUAAAAACCAAAUAAAGCUACUUAUAGAAAUGAAAA
Tachyglossus aculeatus (Australian echidna) is the source of this 2675-nucleotide messenger RNA. RefSeq names its product cerebellar degeneration related protein 2 (gene CDR2). The record is from RefSeq and is a predicted model, not a curated record. NCBI's taxonomy places the organism in Eukaryota, Metazoa, Chordata, Mammalia, Monotremata, Tachyglossidae. The transcript has 5 exons. The coding region runs from base 126 to 1505 and encodes 459 amino acids.